AUGCCGAAACCCAAGGCUUUCUUGAAGGAAUCCAAAUCAAAGAAGAAAGCGGCGCAGAGGGCACCAGAGACUGCUGAUGAAUUUCUAGCGGCCGGAGUCGAACAGGAAGAGGGCGGAGAGAAAUGGCGUGCUGGCGAUGCUGCCAAAUCCUUGCGCUUUUUCAUGCGGGCAAUCGCAAUUUAUGACGAAGGCUUGCAGAAACAUCCUCAGGCGUUCGACCUGGCCUAUAAUAAAGCACGUCUCCAAUAUGAAAUCACCCAGCACCCUAAAUUAGCUGCCCAAUUACCAGCUCCAUUGCUGGAUGCCUUGCAGAUAGCGUUACGAUCGCACAGAGAGGCCCUCAAUCUGGAACAGGACAACGCAGAUGCACUCUUCAACACCGCGCAAGUGCUCACGAGUCUUGCAGAAGCAGGUACCGACACAAAACACCCAUCCGACGAACAGCUCUCGGAAGCAAUCAAGCUUCUUCAAGAGGCCAUAGAACUUUUCCAACGUUGUCUCGUGCUGCAAGAGAUGCGGUACACCGAAAUGCAAGAGCAAUUGAAGCAGAUGGAAUCAGGGUAUAUGGGUCCACCUGAGGAGGAAAUGAAGCAGGCUCAAGAGAUUAUGGAUAGUGCAGGCGAAUCAGAUCCUUCAGAACCGCACGAGCAAUGGGCGGCAGUUAUUGAGCCGGUGACCAAAAAUACUCUCGUUGAUACGGCCGUGGCGCAAUUGGAUACCCUCACUACACUCAGCAACCUGCUGACGUUUAAUCCUGGAGUGGGACUUGCUUGGGUUGAAGAGUACUCUUCUGAUCUCCUACAGAAGAUUCCAGUGUAUCUCGAGGGGUCAGAAAGACGAUAUGAGGCGUCUUUGGCUCGAGCCAAGUUUAUAUGCGCCUUGAACGAGCUGGUUUAUCGCAGCGGAAGGAUCGAGGUGGAGACAUAUCACAGAGAAAUCAUGCGUGCCUUUGGACCAGAUUUGGACAUCUCUACCGAUCCCGACGGUCUGUGCAGUAAAGCUGAUGCGCUUACAUCUUUCAACACUGCACUCACUGACCUCCCGCCUUUCCAUGACGCUGAGGCUCUUGCGAGAUCAUUGGACUUGAGAUGGCAAUCUUUAUCAACUGCACUGGACGCAUUGACCAAAGCUUCGAAACUCCCUGACGCAAACAACCUGCCGAAGAUUCAUUUGGCCAGGGGAGAUGUAGAGAUGCAUAGGUGGAGGCUCGGACUGGCUCCAUGGGAGUACGCCGUGGCGGAACAAAACUCCUCGACACUACUGCAAAACGCUCAAACGUAUUAUCGAGGCGCUGCAGCACUAGCAAGAAGAGACGGAGCUAUGGAGGAAACAAGAGAUGGGACAUGCAAAGAGGCGAUCGCAGCCGCUCUGGGAGGCCAGAAGGAUAAACUGGAACAGCUCAAGGCGGCCGCCCCUAAAGAGCUGACAGCUGUUGCUCAGGACGUGGUGGAGGACGGUCUGUUGGCUCCCGUGGAUAUGGAGGCUUUGUUGUCGUAA
This is a messenger RNA of Aspergillus udagawae, 1497 nucleotides long. RefSeq lists its product as uncharacterized. Gene Ontology annotation, molecular function: protein binding. Lineage: Eukaryota; Fungi; Ascomycota; Eurotiomycetes; Eurotiales; Aspergillaceae. The transcript is spliced from 4 exons. The record is from RefSeq and is a predicted model, not a curated record. Bases 1 to 1497 code for a protein of 498 amino acids.